GCUUCGUUAGUGUUGAUUAGCUUUGAAAAUUUUACUUAGUUACGGAAAAAGCAAUGCUUAGCGUUAUACGGGUGCAUCUACCGUCGGAGAUACCUAUUGUUGGCUGCGAACUUACACCUUACGUGCUUCUCCGGCGGCCUGAUAAAACCCCUACCACCGAUGAUGUGCCUGAGUCUGCCCCGCUUGAAGGUCACUUCUUAAAGUACAGAUGGUAUCGAGUACAGAGUGAUAAGAAAGUUGCGAUUUGUAGUGUGCAUCCAUCCGAGCCGGCCACAUUGCAGUGUCUGGGAUGUCUAAAGUCUAAGGUUCCUGUUGCUAAAAGCUACCAUUGCUCUACUAAGUGCUUUUCAGAUGCCUGGCAACAUCACCGUGUGUUGCAUGAGCGUGCUGCCAGUGCUGCUACAGAAGGAAAUGAUGAAGAAGAGUUGCUCCGUUUGAAUAGCUCAGGGUCUGGAUCUGGUGUUCUCAGCACCAGUGGUAGUUUAACGAAUGGGUCAUCAUCAGUUUAUCCUGCAGCCAUAACUCAAAAGACAGGUGCUGGAGGAGAAACACUUGUUGAGGUUGGACGCUCUAAGACAUACACACCAAUGGCUGACGAUAUUGGCCAUGUUUUGAAGUUUGAAUGUGUAGUAGUCAAUGCAGAGACAAAACAGAAUGUGGGCCUUUCUUGUACCAUAUUGACUUCCCGUGUUAUUCCAGCUCCAUCACCUUCUCCCCGUAGGCUUAUCCCUGUUAGUGGAGCUGAUGUUAUUGGGCACCUGGAUUCUAAUGGGCGACCUUUGUCUAUGGGAUCAUUCACUGUGCUGUCCUACAAUAUAUUGUCUGAUACAUAUGCUAGCAGCGACAUAUACAGUUACUGCCCCACAUGGGCUCUCACUUGGACAUACCGUAGACAGAAUUUGUUACGGGAAAUUGUCAAGUACGGUGCAGAUAUAGUUUGUCUACAAGAGGUACAGAAUGAUCAUUUUGAGGAGUUUUUUUCUCCUGAGCUGGAUAAACACGGAUACCAAGGUCUUUUUAAGAGGAAAACAAAUGAGGUUUUCGUCGGUAAUACAAACACAAUUGAUGGGUGCGCUACUUUCUUCAGAAGAGACAGGUUCUCACAUGUCAAAAAAUACGAGGUUGAGUUCAACAAGGCUGCACAGUCUUUGACUGAGGCUAUUAUCCCUGUUUCCCAGAAGAAAACUGCUUUAAAUCGAUUGGUUAAGGAUAAUGUUGCUUUAAUAGUUGUACUGGAAGCAAAAUUUGGUAGCCAGGCUGCUGACAAUCCUGGGAAGCGCCAGCUACUUUGUGUGGCUAACACACAUGUAAACGUUCCUCAUGAACUGAAAGAUGUAAAGCUGUGGCAGGUUCACACAUUAUUGAAGGGACUUGAGAAAAUAGCUGCCAGUGCAGAUAUUCCAAUGCUUGUGUGUGGAGAUUUCAACACAGUACCUGCGAGUGCUCCUCAUACACUUCUUGCUAUGGGAAAGGUCGAUCCGUUGCACCCAGAUUUGAUGGUUGAUCCUCUUGGAAUUUUGCGUCCUCACACCAAGCUUACUCAUCAGCUGCCACUGGUUAGUGCUUACUCAUCAUUUGCAAGAAUGGGAGGCAGCGUUAUUGCUGAGCAGCAACGUAGAAGAAUGGAUCCUGCAUCCAAUGAACCGUUGUUUACCAACUGUACGAGGGACUUUAUAGGCACACUUGAUUACAUAUUCUACACAGCUGACACGCUAGCAGUGGAAUCAUUGUUGGAACUGUUGGAUGAAGAGUCCUUGAGGAAGGACACAGCUCUUCCAUCUCCAGAAUGGUCUUCUGAUCACAUUGCACUUUUGGCUGAAUUCCGCUGCAUGCCCAGGGCCAGACGCUGAUGCUGCAAACUCACAGAUGAAACAAUAUUUUAUAGAGAUAAUGCAGCUGUAAUAACUGAUACUCAAAGACUGGUUCCAGUGGAUAUGGUUAAGCUACAUGAGGUAGAUCGCGUGGCCAUGUCCCUGGGUUUUCUCCUGCUGGGGUUUUCACUUGCGUUCUACUCUGUAUCACAGUUUUAUUUACUUCUUGGUUCGUUUGGCUUUUCUUUCUAUAGUUAUUCCUCUUUGCCAGAAGGUUUUGUCUUCACUGGCUUGUCAUUGUAACAAUGUAAACAUUAGAUUCUUCAAGAAAAUAGUGACUUCACC
Molecule: messenger RNA, 2156 nt
Organism: Arabidopsis arenosa
Lineage: Eukaryota; Viridiplantae; Streptophyta; Magnoliopsida; Brassicales; Brassicaceae
Source: the annotation of a GenBank genome assembly